AUGGCAGCUAUAGAGGCGAUAAAGGAAGUUAUUUGGUUCAGAGGUUUCAGCAAUGAGUUGGGGUUAAAUUCAGAAGACAUUACUGGCUACUGUAAUAGUCAAAGUGCUUUACAUCUCAUAAAAAAUCCUAUGUUUCAUGAGAGGUCAAAACACAUUGACAUCAAGUUACAUUUUAUAAGAGAAGUCAUAGCGAGAAAGGAAGUUCGGGCUAAAAAGGUCAACACAGAUGAGAAUCCAACUGAUAUGUUGACUAAAGUGAUUCUAUCGAACCAUAUCCAUUGGGUUUCUCAAAUCACUUGUUUCUCAAAUCACUUGUCCACUAAAGAGGAAGUGAUGGAGAAUAUUGAAAAGAUAGGAAACUCAGCCGCUGCGGUUCUUUGCAAUAUUUCUAGGAUAAUUCCAUUUCAAGAGCAAGAGGAUCAUUUAAUGAAAGACAUAAUAGGAGUGGUUGCUCUACUUGGAAGAGUUCAUUCUAGGCGGCUUAGCAGGAUAUUGUCAAAAUACUUGGGUGCAGAUCAAAUGCUUGCUGUUGUCGCUAGAUCUUUCGAAACUGCUAUUCUUCUUGAAAAGUAUAAACAAACUGGAGAAGUUGACCGUUGCCAUGGUCUUCAUGUAGAAGCUGCCAUUCUUGACAAAUUUAUAGAUGGUCGAUUUAUUGUCAUGUGCUUUGACAAUAUAAGUCCAUUCAGAGGUGGCGUCAAGAGUGGCUCUCAGAGGAAGCUGGCUUUAUCACGUCCUCGUCUUAUCGAUGGAACCAUUCCAAAAGGUUUUCUGGGAUUUGCUGUAAAUAGGAUUGACUUAGAUGAAGAUAUGUUGUCCAUAAAGAACAACUCAGGUCAUGGUCUUAGAGAGACCUUAUUCUAUCACCUUCUUGGUCAACUCCAUGUUUACGAAACCGGGGAGGACAUGCUAGCCGCUCGUGCUUGUAUAGAACACGGCUCUGUGUCUCUAGAUGGUGGAAUAUUGAAAGGAAACAGUGUAAUAUCUUUUGGAUUUAUUAGUGAUCCAGGAGUAUGUUUUCAAGUUGUGACAACAAACAAUGAAAUGCUUCAUUAUCAAGAAAAUUUGAAGCUGCUAAAAGAGAAGAAGAAGUCUGAGUUAAGAACAAUCAAUGAUGAGAUAGAACAAGUGAUGAAAAAACGCAGCAAAGUUUUGACCAAGUUUGAAAAGAUAAAAUCAGAGUUUAACAAGUUUAUGGACGAUUGGGAACGCUUCGAGAGAACACCACAAGGUCUGAGUAGUAAGGUCAGCUUAUAUGGGGAAUUAAUUUCAACAAUUUCCACCUCAUUCCUCAUAUAA
This is a messenger RNA of Humulus lupulus (European hop), 1299 nucleotides long. RefSeq names its product protein DEFECTIVE IN MERISTEM SILENCING 3-like. Lineage: Eukaryota; Viridiplantae; Streptophyta; Magnoliopsida; Rosales; Cannabaceae. The coding region runs from base 1 to 1299 and encodes 432 amino acids. The record is from RefSeq and is a predicted model, not a curated record. The transcript is spliced from 8 exons.